This is a messenger RNA of Coccomyxa subellipsoidea C-169, 174 nucleotides long. RefSeq lists its product as hypothetical. NCBI's taxonomy places the organism in Eukaryota, Viridiplantae, Chlorophyta, Trebouxiophyceae, Coccomyxaceae. The record is from RefSeq and is a predicted model, not a curated record. Bases 1 to 174 code for a protein of 57 amino acids. The transcript has 2 exons.
AUGGCACCCGUGCGUGCCAUGGGAGUGACUCCCUGGAUUUUGGGAGUUGCAGAAGUUGCAACAAAGCCAGGAGAUGUUGAUGCUCCAAUUGGCAUACCUGCCUUGCUGAGCCCCGGGAACAAGGCAGCCGAAAAGAUCUUCGAGAGGGACGCACGCUCGGGACGCAAGCGCUAA